CAUUUCCCUGUGUUCUACCUUUCUGAAGACGGAAAUGUCAAGAGAGAUCGAUUGUUGUUUAGUGUUGGAUCGAUAAAUGAGCUCUUAAAAAGGUUCUACAUCUUUACAUUCAGUUUAUUUAUAGAGUUUUAGUCCACUCGUUUAUCAACUGACAGUCUGAAGUUGAUAUCUUCAAAGGCAUUAUGCCUGGUUUAGAUUUAAAGUUUCUGGAGAGACCGAGGAGGAGCUUUUAUUGUCCUCUGUGUGAAAAGCCAAUGCGGGACCCCGUGCAGGUGUCCACCUGCGGACACAGAUUCUGCGACACCUGCCUGCAGGAGUACCUCAGUGAAGGUGUGUUCAAGUGCCCAGAGGACCAGCUGCCGCUGGAUUAUGCCAAAAUUUUUCCAGAUGUGAAGCUAGAACAGCAGAUUCUUUCCCUGCCCAUCCGCUGCAUCCACAGUGAGGAGGGCUGUCGGUGGACCGCGCAGAACAAGCUCCUACAGGCCCAUUUGUCUGUGUGUGAGUUUAACGUGGUGUCGUGUCCAAACCGCUGCUCCGUGAAGCUGCUGCGACGUGAUCUGCCGGAGCAUCUGCAGCAUGACUGUGCGAAGAGAAAACUACAGUGUGACCACUGUGGUGAUGAGUUCACUGGGGAGGCAUAUGAGAGUCACCAUGAUGAUUGUCCAGAAGAGAGUGUGUACUGUGAGAAUAAAUGUGGAGCUCGUAUGGUGCGGAGACUGUUGGCCCAGCACUCUGUGUCUGAGUGUCCCAAACGUAAACUGCCCUGCAGAUACUGCAGAAAGGAGUUCCUCUAUGACACUAUUCAGCAUCAUCAGCAGCAGUGUCCAUGCUUCCCUAUGCAGUGCCCAAACAGGUGUGGCACACCAGGAAUCACUCGAGAUACUUUAAUGGCACAUGUAAAGGAAGGAUGCAGCACUGCUGUGGUGCUUUGCCCGUUUAAGGAGGCUGGAUGCAAACAUAGGUGCCCCAAGAUGGCAGUGGGACGACACCUUGAGGAGGCCACACACACCCACCUCUCUCUUCUCGGUGGUCUGGUGACUCGCCAGAGGCUGGAGCUCAGGGAACUCCGAAGUGCAGUGGAGGAACUCUCUGGAAGUCGAGAUGGCACACUGCUCUGGAAGCUCCAGGACUUCAGCCAACGGCUACAGGAAGCUAAUAGCAGGACUUCUGGAAGUUUGGAAUUGUUUAGUCCCGCCUUCUAUUCCCAUGACUAUGGUUACCGUCUGCAAGUGUCCGCCUUUCCCAAUGGGAACGGCAGUGGCGAGGGCUCUCACUUGUCAAUCUACAUUCGUGUUCUACCAGGAGAGUAUGACGGGCUGCUUGAGUGGCCUUUCCCUUACCGCGUUUCCUUCUCGCUCUUGGAUCAGAGUGACCCAGCCCUCACAAAACCUCAGCACGUCACUGAGACCUUCAGCCCAGAUCCCACCUGGAAGAACUUCCAGAGACCACGGCCUGGAGCUCUGGGAAGUCUUCGUGGGGGCUGUCUGGAUGAGAGCAUGCUGGGCUUCGGCUACCCAAAGUUCAUCUCCCAUGAGGAGAUGAAGAAAAGGAACUAUAUCAGAGACAACGCUAUUUUCAUUAAAGCCUCCAUAGAUGUUGUCCAGAAAAUAAUGAACUCUUGAGUUCUGAAAGAAAUUUUAAAUAAUGUGAAAAAUAUUAACUUCUGGCCCUUUUAGCUUAUAUUCAAAAUAAAGACAUAUAAUGUUUUGUUUAAAAAUAAUCAGGGCUUUUCUACAAAUGAAGGAUAUUAACAGACUGAGAAGAAUAACUAAUACAAAAUAAUUUGUGAUUUGCGUGUAUUUUUCUGUGAUGU
Carassius carassius (crucian carp) is the source of this 1813-nucleotide messenger RNA. RefSeq names its product TNF receptor-associated factor 4-like. Bases 183 to 1622 code for a protein of 479 amino acids. Gene Ontology annotation, biological process: protein K63-linked ubiquitination; tumor necrosis factor-mediated signaling pathway; positive regulation of JNK cascade. The transcript has 7 exons. Gene Ontology annotation, molecular function: zinc ion binding; protein binding. Gene Ontology annotation, cellular component: plasma membrane signaling receptor complex. The record is from RefSeq and is a predicted model, not a curated record. Lineage: Eukaryota; Metazoa; Chordata; Actinopteri; Cypriniformes; Cyprinidae.